AUGCUGAAACUGCAACUUUACUGGAAAGAGGGGCUUAUUUUAGAAUUGAAAAAUCCUGCCAAAGUUGAAACCAGUCCAUGCCGGCAAUUUAUUUGGCUUUUAUUCAAUUUUAGGGCUGGGGGAAGCUUUAGGAGUUACAAUGCAGUUUCGUCAACCGAACAAACAGCAUUGAAAUUGCUUGAGGUUGAUAAUUUAGCUCUUGAUGAUGAAGUAGCAAAAAUUCGGUGCGAGUUUGAAGCAGCAAAGCAGAGUUUUCUUAGGAUUCCCGAGGCAGUCAAGGGAAUGCCAAAACUGAAUCCUGAAGGUCCAUUCAAUAGUGUUUUAGCUGAAGGCCUAUACUAUGAUAAGAAAAAUGGGUGCCUCUUGAAGUUGGAUUUCUUUGGGUCAAUUGAGCCAGAUGGAUGCUACUUCGGGCGUUGCAAGCUGAGCAGGAACGAAAUAGUAGAGAUAUAUGGCACUCGGCAUAUUGGGCGUGACCAAGCACGUGGGCUUGUUGGCUUGAUGGAUUUCUUUUGCUUUAGCGAGCUGAUACAUAGUGGUUUAGCAGUCAUAUUAGUAUUCUUGUUAAAUGAUUCUCUUCAUGGAUCUGUAGGACCAUUGACUGUUUGGCUUGCUUGCCUUCUUGCAGAUAUGGUGCAACAUUUUGUUGAUGCCAAACUGGAAUUUGAUGCAUCGUACAUAUAUCAAGAUGUAAAUCGUGCAAUUCAGCAUGUUCAUCGCAGUGGGGUGGCUCACAGAGGAAUUCUUUCUGAUCCUCACAGAUACCUUGUGAAAAAUGGUCAAGUACUUCGCUUUCUUACAAUGCUAAAAGAGAGGGGCAAGAAGCUUUUCUUGCUUACUAACUCUCCUUACAAUUUUGUGGAUGGAGGGAUGCGUUUUAUCAUGGAGGAUUCUUUUGGUUACAGAGACUCUUGGAGGGAGCUUUUUGAUGUUGUUAUUGCCAAAGCCAAUAAGCCAGAGUUUUACACUUCUGAGCAUCCCUUUCGCUGUUAUGACACGGAGAAGGACAACCUAGCUUUCACGAAGGUGGAUGCAUUUCUUCCGAAUAAAAUUUAUUACCAUGGAUGCCUCAAAUCGUUUCUCCAAAUUACCAAGUGGAAUGGUCCAGAGGUGAUUUACUUUGGUGAUCACCUCUUUAGCGACCUAAGGGGGCCUUCAAAGGCUGGUUGGCGAACUGCUGCUAUCAUCCAUGAACUAGAAAAGGAAAUACAUAUUCAAAAUGAUGAUAGUUAUCGUUUUGAACAGGCAAAAUUUCAUAUCAUACAAGAACUACUUGGUAAACUACAUGCAACUGUUGCCAAUAGUCAGAAAAGUGAAGUGUGCCAGUUGCUUUUGGAGGAGCUAAAUGAUGAGCGGCUAAAGGCAAGAGAGAUGAUGAAAAAAAUGUUUAACAAGUCUUUUGGAGCAACUUUCCUAACUGACACAGGUCAAGAAUCAGCUUUUGCGUACCACAUCCAUCAAUAUGCAGAUGUCUAUACAAGCAAGCCUGAGAACUUUUUGCUCUAUCCGCCUGAAGCAUGGCUUCAUGUACCCUUUGAUAUCAAGAUCAUGCCACAUCAUGUGAAGAGUCUUAACGACAACAAUGAAGCUGUGGACUGUGGGGAGAGAGAGGAGGCUGAGAAUCAAAGUUUUAACGAAGGGGGAAGAAUUCAAAGUUUCUACAAAAGCUACAUGAUGACAUGUGGCCUGCCUUUUUACCUAGCUGCGUAG
This is a messenger RNA of Dovyalis caffra, 1710 nucleotides long. NCBI's taxonomy places the organism in Eukaryota, Viridiplantae, Streptophyta, Magnoliopsida, Malpighiales, Salicaceae. The record is from the annotation of a GenBank genome assembly.